AUACAAACAAAAUGAAAUGAUUUGACUGAAUAUUUGAGGCAAAGCACCAUUCAUUUCAGAUGGGAAAAACACCUUAUUUUGAGAAACUGUUGAGUCAUAGUUGUCUUGAAUGAGGUUGCCUCUAAAUGUUAGCUGUAUGUGUGCAUCUUUGCACAUUUCAAUCAAAUAAAUCCAAUUAUUCAUGGAAUUAACUGUUUACUUCAUGAUGUCUAGAUUUUUUUAUUAAAGACAGUGUAACGGAUCAAAUGUGAAGUUUUCAUCAGAAAAAUGACCAGAAAGUAACUUGUUGUAAAAAUACAUUAUUUUUUAUAAACUAAACUUCACUCUGUCUGAAUAGGCUCUAUGCACGAGUCAUUUCCGUGUUUUACAUAAGGCCGCCCCCUCACUUCCGGUCCAGGAGAAGAAGCCAGCAUAAUGGUAGAUACUUUGCAGUUCACUCGAUGUUUGUUGGAAUUACCACGAUUUACAGUAAACGAUGUGCGAAGAAUUGUACGAGGAUGCAGUUCAGCACCGCAGAGUACACUGGAGAAAGGUUUUAGGUUUUAUGUGUCCUCGUAUCUCUGCAAUUAUGAAGUGUCAGGGAGAAACCGGGCCACCAGUGAGAUCUCGGUUAGAGCUCACUGCUAUCGGUCCAUGAAGAAAGCAGCCAAACCACACCAGCUGAGAAUUACUUUAUGUGAUUCUGAUCCAGUUGUGCUGGUUACCAGCUCGUGCUCCUGUGUGGCUGGAAUUGGGCUCUGUAACCAUUUGGUUGCAUUGCUUUACCAGACACCCCAUUAUUCAGAGUGUGGGAUGUCUGCUGUUCCUCCUGUCCUUUCAUGCACUGAGACAGAACAGAAGUGGCACAAACCUCGAACAAUGGGUGUGAAACCAGGACCAGUAGAUGCCAUGGUGGUAGUGAAACCCAAACCAGGUGCUACUUCAUCAAGUGGAGUUAGAUCAGCACUUUAUAAAGGCUACAGCGGUGAGCUGCCAGACCCAGCAACCCUCAACCCGACUGCUGUCUACACUGACUUUGACCCUGACUCUCUUCCACUGAUCUGUUCAAUGAAUAUCUCACCUGACAAACCCCUUGUGGACUCCAUAUUUGGUAAAGUACAGGCUGGCAGCAUUCUAUCCUACCAACAUCCACCUCCUACAUCUGAUUGCGUUAUCACCCACAUGGAUGCCCCACUGUUUCCAAAAGUGCCACUUGAAGACUAUCACCUAAAGCCAACAGACUGUAAAUAUGUGCCAACAGAACAAGAACAGCUGCAUUUGCAAUCACUGUCCGUAACAAAGUCACAGUCACACAACAUUGAAGAAUCCACAUGAAACCAGAGUGCAGCACCUGAGUGGCAUUCAUUGAGGAAGGAGAGGGUGACAGCUUCCACUUUUAGGGAGGUAUGCCACGUUAGAGGUGCAUCCACAGCUGAAAACCUGGCAGAGAGGAUCAUCCGAGGAACACGUCAAACAGCACUCAUGAAGAGAGGACUGGACCUGGAGAUGGAUGCCUUGAGGGACAAUGCAAAACUUAAAAACCUAAACUUGCAAAAAUGUGGACUGGUAAUUAAUCCUGAUGCACCAUGGCUGGGUGCAUCCCCUGAUGGGCUAGUGUAUGACCCAUAUGAGAGGCCACCAUUUUGGUUAGUUGAAAUGAAAUGCCCAAAUGCACAAAGUUACAUUGACUGCAGUUACAUCACAGUUAUUCAUGGCAUGCACAAACUAAAGGAAAGUCAUUCUUAUUAUUCGCAAGUGCAGGGGCAGUUGCUGAUCACUGGCAUGGAGUGGUGUGAUUUUGUUGUUUGUGCCAAUGAUGACAUGUUUGUGCAGCACAUCUACAGAGACACACCUGUGUUAAAUAUCCUACGGCACAGAUGGGAUCUCUAUGUGUCGCUAAUCAAAAAACUUAAACUGGAGCUGGAUGAAUGAAUUCAUGAUGCAUUGUUUAAUUUCAUUUGUUUAAUUUUGAUAGUUCGUGUGAUUCCAUUCAAAUAUUUGUUUCAAAACAUAAAUAACACAUUAAAUAUGCACAUUUGUUUUUUACAAUUCAAUGCAUCACACAUAUACUUUGUUACAUUUAAAAUCACAUUUGACUACUGAGGGUCUGUUUUUCUACCAUUAAAGUUAAUCCAUGCACACA
Messenger RNA from Nothobranchius furzeri (turquoise killifish), 2122 nucleotides. RefSeq lists its product as uncharacterized. Gene Ontology annotation, molecular function: zinc ion binding. The record is from RefSeq and is a predicted model, not a curated record. NCBI's taxonomy places the organism in Eukaryota, Metazoa, Chordata, Actinopteri, Cyprinodontiformes, Nothobranchiidae.